CCAUCCUCGGUUUCUCACUUUAGUAGUUGUUCCAUUUUUUUACUCAACUAUUAGUAAUCAUUUGAAAACAUGUCAGUUUGUGAAGAAAAGGUAGAAAGUGAGGCUAAUUUCAAACGUCAAUUGAGGCAUUGCCUUGAAACGUUGAAAAAUGCCUCUUCAGACAACGAAAAAUUUGCUGGAUUAUUGGUGUUUACUCAUCUGAUAAAGACAAAUGCUGAUGUUAAUGUGGAUGAAAACGAACUUAUGCAGUCCAUUGAUAUGCAUUUUUUGGUUCGUCUUCUGAACAGCACCAACGUUCCUCAAGGAUGUCCAGAGUUUGUGUACAAGUCAUUGGCUCUUAAUAUCCUGAGUAGUUUCUCACAAUAUAAUGUCCUAUCUCAUUCUGCACUGCUAUCAAACUUAGGAAGAAUUCUAGAUGUAUUUACGAAAAACCAGGCUGACAACCACCAGAUGUUAAAAGAUGCUAUUUCCAUAAUUUUGAUAUUUUCCAGAAAUGUUGAAGGCUCCAAGAAUUUGCUUAAAUCAAAAUGUAUCCCCAUCAUUUGCAAAAGAAUCAUGGAAAGCCCUGAAACAGAAAAUCUUUUUGAAAUUAUCAAGGGAGUUCUUCUUCAUUGCCCUCAAUUGUCAUGGGAUGAAAACCAAACUGAAUUCUUGGAAUAUCUGACAUUUCUAUCAACAGAGUUCUCAAUGAAUCAGAACUUGUUAAAGUUUGAAUCAUGCAAGAAGAUUCUUGUAUUACUGUCAAGUCUUGAUGCAAUACAAGAAGAAACUGCUGCAAGAUAUGUUGAUUCAUUUUCUUUCAAAUCAAAGACAGAAAUAAGGGAUGGAAUUAGUGAUAUUCUUAAGUCAAGAUGUAAAGUCAAAUUCAAGUAUAUUGCAGUGCAACUGGCAAGAGUUAUGGUGGAAUUAUUUGGUUUGGAAUGGACCAUACCAUAUGUCAAUGAAAGUCUUUUAGUAAAUCUGACAGAUGCCAAGUUUCUGCUUGUAGUGUUGGCCAUCACUAGCACAGAGAUUCAUAUAAUCUUUGAAAACAACCAAUUGAAUUCUGAACCUGAUUUUGUGAUUUCAUGUUAUAUAAUUAUUGAGAAGAUGAUUGAAUUUCUAAUUAGCGAUAACAAACAAAGCUGGUCAUUUAGUGAUGAAGUUAUCAGGUCUAUUCAUUCAAUGCUAACUUCUGUAUUUGACUAUCUCAUUCAAUUUCUCAUUGGCCUGGAUUCUCAAAACCCUGAGGACAACACUCCCCAGACACCCAUUCUCAUGGCAACAAUAAGAGUGCUAUGCAUGUGGCUAUCAGAGGAAACAAGCACUCUUGGUGAGAGGAUAGCUGAAGUUCUACCAAUCUUGAUAAAGUGGGCAAAGUAUGACCAAGUUUACUCAAGCAAGGACAACUUACAGGAGACAGAAAAGUUAUCAAAUGAAAUUCUUUUGUAUCUUCUUCCUCCAUUAUGUCAUUUUUCCGCCGAAGAGAACUUUUCCGUGAUUUUGAUUAAUGAAGAUUGUCCACUUUUGCUGGGGAAACUGUUCAUAAACCUUUGGCAAAAAAACAACUGGAAAAAGAAAAAUAUCCAAACCACUUGAUCACGCUUUGUAACAUCUUCAUGAAUUGGUCAGUUUUGGAAGUGGAAAUGGUCAAACAAGGCAAAAUAUUUGGAGAAAUAUUAAUGUGUAUUCAAACUGCACUUCCACAGUUAAUCAACUUAGUUUCUAUUGAGUUAACAGCACAUUUCAUCCUACUUGGUUUGUUUCUGUUUAGACAUCGACAUACACUUUCCAAGUUAUCUGAUACAGAAAAGCAUUUUAUCACAAGUUGUAUAAAUGGUCUAAAAUGUUUCAAGCACAAGCA
Messenger RNA from Xenia sp. Carnegie-2017, 1843 nucleotides. Its product is annotated as neurochondrin-like. Gene Ontology annotation, biological process: regulation of neuronal synaptic plasticity; neuron projection development. The coding region runs from base 70 to 1578 and encodes 502 amino acids. NCBI's taxonomy places the organism in Eukaryota, Metazoa, Cnidaria, Anthozoa, Malacalcyonacea, Xeniidae. The record is from RefSeq and is a predicted model, not a curated record. The transcript has 2 exons. Gene Ontology annotation, cellular component: dendrite.